AGGCUUUAUCCAUCCCACAUCAAGUUUAUCCGCCCCUUAACAAGUGUUUUAUAGCGUCCAAGUCAAGUAUCAACUGUCCCGUGUCAAGUGUCCACUCCAAUGCUCCUCAAUCCUACCCGCCUCGCCUCGAUGGCGUUGGCUCUGGUAGUGGCGUUGUCGCCAGGAGCUGUGGCUGAAAAAGACACGUUCUGGAUCUCUAAUCUCUUCCAGCCGGCGUACUCAUAUUCGUACCAGCAGCCGGUUGACUGCCAAGUGAGUGACUGGGGAUCCUUCAGCACCUGCUACUCUGUCUACUCGACCAAGACACGUCGUCGAUAUGUGACUGUAUGGCCCAAGAACGGCGGCGCUGCUUGUCAUCCUCUAGAAGACACGCAGCGCUGUGUGCCUCAAGACUGUCAGGUCGGACCUUGGUCCGACUACACAGCAUGCGACCGCUCGUGCGGUAAGAAGACGCGCACGCGCACCGUUCUUCUGCCGGCCCAAGACGGUGGCGCUGCCUGUCCACCAACGACCGAGACUGCUCCAUGCGAUCCCAUCAACUGCGUCGUCAGUGACUGGACGCCGUGGAGCAUUUGUCUGUUCGGCAAGAAGAGUCAUUCCCGUUUCAUAACAACAUGGCCGCAAUACGGCGGUACAGCUUGUCCCUCUCUCUAUGAAGUCGCGUCUUGCACUCCCGUCGACUGUGCCGUGAGUCCGUGGAGUCCCUGGAAGAUUCUAGGGACCAAAAAGACUCGCAUUCGUGAAGUCACUUGCCAAGCUGACGGCGGCAACCCGUGUCCGCCGUUAGUGGAAGAAGCCACGUGCAACCCCGUCGAUUGUGUGGUGAGUCCCUGGUCCUGGAGUGGAGUCUGUGACCCCAUCACCAAGCUGCGUCCACGCACCCGAACGGUCCUCACGGCGGCACAAGACGGUGGCGCUGCGUGUCCCUCUCUGCAAGAAACUGUGACGUGUGUGGACUGUGUGGUGAGUGCGUGGAGCGAUUUCUCAACGUGCAACCCGUUAACCGGUACCAAGACUCGGUCGAGAUCCGUGUCAACCGCAGCUCAAAAUGGCGGUGCGGAUUGCCCCGCUCUAACGGAGACAGCUCCUUGUGAUCCAGUGUCGUGUGUCGUGGGGAACUGGACCGACUGGAGCGUUUGUGACGCCAAGACGCUGCAACGGAAGCGUACGCGUGAUGUGUUGACUACCCCUCGCUAUGGCGGCACGAUGUGUCCUGCUCUGGUUGAAACUCAGUCGUGUACACCUCAGGACUGCACAGUCAGUGACUGGAGUCUGUUUGAAUAUUUUGUUAAGCCUACCGAUGGACUCCGAUACAAACGUCGGUCGCGAUCAGUUAUCCGUCCGUGCGACGGCGGCGCGCCCUGUCCGCCCUUACAAGACGAACAGAUCUGUCAACCUGUGGACUGUCAAGUGAGUAAGUGGGUGUGGGACGACAACGGAGCUGGAUCAUGUCCUCCUGGAACGCAACGCAGACGAACUCGAAACGUUGUGACACCUGCAAAGGACGGCGGUGCGGCCUGUCCGCCUCUGGUGGAGCUUGUGGCGUGUGGAGAUUGCCAGGUCAGUGCGUGGGGUCCAUUCGGAGCUUGUGACUCCGCCACGAUGACGCGUAAGAGGACGCGAAGUGUCUCGCAGCAGCCUAUCGGUGACGGCGCCGCGUGUCCUGUACUCGAGGACUUUGCUCCGUGCGAGCCGGUGGCCUGCCAGGUGAGCGACUGGACGUCUUGGGGGCCUUGCUCAGCUUCUAAGAUCCGUCAACGCACCCGAACGGUGCAAGUUGCUGCCAAAUACGGCGGUACCGAGUGCCCUCCGCUUGUGGAUCAGCAGAACUGCAACCCGACCGACUGCCAAGUGAGUCCGUGGGGGCCGUACGAGCUCCGUGGCGACACGAAAUGCCGUCGACGUACUGUUUUACGUGAAGCCGACGGUGGCAAAGCGUGUCCGCCACUGGAAGAGACUGUACCGGUCAAGAAAGUGGACUGUGUGGUGGGCCUGUGGGGCCCGUACUCGGCCUGUGACCCCACCACGAAGCAGCGUUCGCGCUCUCGUAUUGUGGUGACGAACCCGCAAGAUGGUGGAGCUGCAUGCCCAGCGUUGAUUGAGGCCGUCGCCUGCGCUCCUGUGUCUUGCCAAGUCAGCAACUGGGGGACCUGGAGCGAUUGCUCGCUGGUUACUGGAAAGCGUACGCGACGUCGUACCGUGACAACCCCGUGCGCCUUUGGAGGCGCUGACUGCCCCGACCUCAUUCAAGAAGAAGCGUGCCAACCGGAGGACUGCAAGGUGGGCAACUGGACAUCCUGGACAGGAUGCAACAAACUCACCAAGACGCGAUCUCGUCGCCGCUCUAUCCUUGCCCAAGCUCGCUUCGGCGGUGCCGCGUGUCCAAGUCUUGAGGAGGUGAAAGUUUGUGAGCCAUCGGACUGCGUCGUCAGCUCCUGGUCACUGUUCACUUCGUGUGGCGUUAAUGGAAAGGAACGUCGAUUCCGUACGGUGCUCCAACAGCCUGACGGUGGAGCUGCGUGCCCUCCGUUGAUGGAAGAGCGAUCCGUACCGAAGGUGGACUGCGUUGUGAGCGACUGGACCGACUGGAGCAUCUGCGACCCUGAUCUUCUUGUACGGAUGCACAACCGCUCAGUCCUCACACCGGCACAGAACGGCGGAAAGUCGUGCCCAGCUCUACAGGGUUCACAAGCGUGCUGUCCGAAGCGUGUGGACUGCAAAGUUAGUGAGUGGUCAGACUACUCGAUCUGCGACCCUGCUUCCAACACCCAACGACGCACUCGCAAUGUGACACAGGCUGCCGGUCCUAACGGACGAGCGUGUCCGGAACUGCAACAGUCUCGAAGCUGCAAGCCGAGCAUUGACUGUAAAGUUGGCGAGUGGGGCGCCUGGGGAAGUUGCAACAGUGCAAAUUAUCUGCGUACCCGUACGCGUCAAGUGACCACCGCGCAGUCUGGUAAGGGUGCAAAGUGCCCGUCGUUGAAGGAUACACAAAGCUGCACCCCCGUUGACUGCCAAGUGAGUGACUGGAGUGACUGGGGCGCGUGUGACCCGAACACGAAUACCAAGAAUCGGACGCGCACAGUGUUGAAAGAACGCGACGGAGGAAAGAAAUGUCCGAGUCUCAUUGAAACCAAACCGUGUAAGGUGAACGUUGACUGCCAAGUUUCACCUUGGGGUGACUACGCCGCUUGUGACGAGUCCACGUGGACACGAAGCAGAUCUCGUACCAUUGCCGUUCAGCCCAAGGGCAGUGGGAAAGCAUGUCCACCGCUUACAACAGCGGAUGCGUGUCCCCCACGCGAUUGUAAAGUUAAUGGGUGGUUACAGUUCGGAGACUGUGAUGCCAAUGGAUAUCGCAAACGCAACCGUACGAUCGCCAUUUCACCACGAGGUGGAGGCAAGGCGUGCCCGGUGCUUCAGGAGACGAAAAAGUGCGACGCAGUGAACUGUGGUGUGUCUGCUUGGGGACCGUGGGGCGACUGCGACCCGGUGACCGCCCUCCAGACGAGAUCUCGCACUGUUCGUGUUGAACCUGCUUACGGCGGCACACCUUGCCCGCCCCUUAACCAGACGCGAAGCUGUCAGAAGUGCGAGGUAACCGAAUGGAGUGACUGGACCAUCUGUACAGCCGAUACGCCAACCAGGUCCCGUACGCGUGAUGUUGUUAAACAACCACCUCCUCCAUCGACCUGUGGCAACUCAGACGACGAUGCCCUUAUAGCUACUUUACAGUGUCCUGUCCUGAAGGAAGAACAACCGUGUGAGGCCAUCAACUGCACCGUCAGCGACUGGACCGACUGGAGUGGCUGUGACCCGGAGACGUACGUGCGGACGCGCAACCGGACCAUCCUGCAGCCACCUGUGCGUGGAGGCACUGAGUGUCCCGAACUCACGGAUUCAUUGACAUGUCCACCGGUGGACUGCACCGUUGGAAACUGGUCAGACUGGUCGGGUUGUGGUGUGACGGAUCUCACCUCGACCCGGUCACGGGAAAUCCUGGUGCCGGCGGCGUUCGGCGGCGCCGAAUGUCCGUGGCAAACGGAAUCGGUAGACUGUCCGUCGAUUGACUGUGUUCUUAGUGACUGGAGCGACUGGAGCGAGUGCACGGAUUACACGCCGACGCAAACCCGAGAGCGGUCGAUCCAGCAGGAUGCCGUUCGUGGUGGCGCUGCGUGCGACGUGUUGACCCAGACCCGUGCGUGUCCUCCUGUGAACUGUGAACUGGGAGCUUGGGGUUCGUGGCAGACUUGUGAACCAAAGACUGGUACGAAAUCCCGCUCUCGUGUAGCAACGCGCGCUCCGCAGCGGAACGGCACAGCUUGUGACGCGCUGCAAGACAUUGCGCCGUGUGACCCAGUUGAUUGUACUGUGGAUAAGGACUGGGGGGACUGGGGCUCGUGCGACCACACCUGUGGAAAGCGCUACAAGCGUCGAUCGGUGGUGCAGCCGGCUCUAUACGGCGGUGCUACCUGCCCGCCUCUUGUGUCCGAAGGACCGUGUGAACCUGUUAACUGCGCCGUGUCAUCAUGGGGUGACUGGAGUGAGUGUGACGCCUCCACCGGUAUGCGCACGCAGACUCGAAACGUGACACGAGAGCCGCUUUACGGUGGUUUGACGUGUUCAACGUUGGUCCAGCAGAAGAAAUGCGAUCCAGUGCCCUGUAGUGUGAGUGAAUGGUCUGCAUGGACGUCUUGUGAUAGCGAUGACCCUCAGCAGCACCGCAGUCGCAAUAUCACGCAACCGCCUUUGUACGACGGCACCCCAUGCCCGGACCUUACCCAGGAUGUGACGUGCGCUCCGAUCAACUGCGAAGUGGGUCCAUGGAGCGACUACGGCCUCUGCGACGCUAGCACGGGUCUACGCACACGCACCCGUUCAGCCACCCAGGUGUCUCGGCAUGGUGGCACGUCGUGUCCUGCUUUGAGCGAAACAAUUGCCUGCGAUCCAGUUGACUGUACGGUCGGCGAGUGGGGUGAGUACGGCGAGUGUGACCCUGUGACGUUCAAGAAGACCAAGUCUCGCGCGAUCUCGCAGAAGCCGCUGUACAAUGGAGCGGCGUGUCCGGAUCUGACCAACGACCUGCUGUGUGACCCGAUUCACUGCGUCGUGACUCCGUGGGGACCUUGGGAGAGCUGCGACGCUGCGUCGCAAACCAAGACGCGUAGACGCACUAUCAGUACACAGCCGAAGUAUGGUGGAUCCGCGUGCCCAGCACUGGAAGAAUCUGCUGUCUGUGACCCGGUAAACUGCGUCAUGAGCAACUGGUCGGACUGGAGCGUGUGCAAGAGCGACGGCAGCGACACGGGCUCUGUACGUACGCGCACGGUGGUACAGUCAGCACUCUACGGCGGCACGGCAUGUGGGCCUACGCGUGAAGAAGUCCCCUGCGGUGCUGUGAACUGCGAAGUAAGUGAGUGGAGCCCCUGGUCGUCUUGUGACGCAAGCUGUGGCAAGAAGACUCGCAAGCGUACAGUCAAACAGCGAGCUUUGUACGGCGGAGCUGCAUGUCCAGCACUCGAAGAAAUCACUAACUGCGACCCUGUCAACUGUUCCGUGGGAGAAUGGGACGCUAACUGGUCGGCGUGUGAUCCGUCCUCGGGUCUCCGCAAGUUGACGCGUCCAGUUCUUCAACCGGCGCUGUACGGCGGAACAGCUUGUCCAAUUACGGUUCAAGCCAAGGCGUGCGAUCCAGUUGACUGCACGGUGAACGAGUGGGGUGAGUGGGGAUCCUGUGACUCGACAACCGGCAAGAAAUCGCGCGCCAGAACUGUCAAACAGGUCGAUCUCUAUGGUGGUUGCAAGUGCCCCGACCUCACUCAAUCAGCACCCUGCGACCCUGUGCCGUGUGCUGUUGGACCCUUCAGCGACUGGACCAACUGCACCGAUGCAGACGCCACCAAGACCCGAACGCGCCCGAUUACACAGGACGCGCUGUACGGCGGCACGGCCUGUCCGGCCCUGACCGAAACAGCGGCGUGUCCACCGGUUGACUGUGUGCUUGAUUCAUGGGGACCCUGGAGCGACUACGAUGCUAAAACUGGUGUCCGUACGCGGAGUCGGAAGGUCCUCCAGCCUGUCGUUCGUGGCGGCGUGGCUUGCGAUAGCACCACAGAGUCCGAGACGGCGCCGCCGGUGAACUGCCACGUCGGUAACUGGAGUAUAUACGGGCCGUGCAACGACGCUGCGGGUGUCAAGACUCGAUCGCGCGAGAUCUCGGUAGCUCCGUUGUAUGGCGGCCUCCCGUGUCCUGAACUUCUUCAGAACGCGACGUGUGACCCUGUGAACUGCAUCGUGAGCGACUGGAGCGUGUGGGCUGCCUGUGACCCCAAUACAGGAACAAAGUCUCGCCGUCGUGAUAUUCUGCAGAAGGACAAGUACGGAGGCGCGGCUUGUCCAGACACGACGGACUCUGCGCCGUGCGAUCGCGUGGACUGCGUCAUGAACGACUUUGGACCGUGGUCGACGUGUGACCCGACAACCGGCAGCAAGAUGAGAUCGCGCACGGUGAAGGUGACGCCAAUGUACGGUGGGAGCGCUUGCCCAAGCACGACAGAGCAAGGAUUCUGUGACCCGAUUGACUGUAAAUUGAGUGACUGGGGCAGUUUUGGCGCCUGUAACUCGACGACUGGAUUGAAGACUCGCACGCGCACAGUGUCAACCAGUCCGCUGUACGGUGGAGCAACAUGUGCAUCUCUCACUGACACGGCACCGUGCGACCCGAUCAACUGCCAAGUUGGUGCUUGGAGCUCCUGGUCUGCCUGUAACCCGAGUACUCUACAGUCAACACGCACACGGAAGAUCACGGUGGAGCCGAUGUACGGAGGCCUUGAGUGUCCCUGCUUAUCGGAGUCAAUGGCUUGCAAGGUCCCGAAGGUGGUGAACUGCACGGUGAGUGCGUGGUCGGACUGGACGAAGUGCGCGAGCAAGACAGGAACCCGUUCACGCACGCGCAAAGUGGUGACGGCGGCGGCGAACGGCGGUACGGCAUGCCCGGCGCUGACCGAAACAGGGUCGUGCAGUGGAUUGACAUGCACGAUGGGGCCGUGGUCAAGCUGGACGACUGGAUGCGACAGCUACGGCUUGCAGACACGCACCCGAGCGCUACUGGACGACCCGUAUAUGUCAGGCGUCUCGACUUGUCCACCUGUGUUGGAGACUCGUGAAUGUGUCUACAGCAGCUCGACGAAUGACUACUCUCCGCCCACGAGUGCUUAUCUAUUCCUCGGUGUCGACGACGUUGCGCUGGAGGCUCAAGCAUUUGGUGACGGUGGUGAGACUCAAGCUUUGUACGUGUAAUUUGCAUUCUUCGAUUCUUCGAGUGUAUAGCGUAGAAUUCGAAUAGCAUUGAUCAACUUUCUUUUAAACACUGAAUACCGACGCGUAAAACUUUUCCGACUAGCUUUUACCCCCGCAAAAAAAG
This is a messenger RNA of Phytophthora nicotianae INRA-310, 7423 nucleotides long. RefSeq lists its product as hypothetical. The transcript has a single exon. NCBI's taxonomy places the organism in Eukaryota, Oomycota, Peronosporomycetes, Peronosporales, Peronosporaceae. The record is from RefSeq and is a predicted model, not a curated record. Bases 100 to 7299 code for a protein of 2399 amino acids.